UCCGAGGAGGAGAGGGGAGGAGGUUCUGGAAAGAAGCACCAGAUGAUCACAGAUCAAGCACCAGAUGUACUGCGGACAAUGAAUAAAAUCUAAGACACAACAUUUAAAAAGGGAGGUGAGCUGUUUGCAUGGUCCCUAGAAACCCGCUAAGAAGACCACUCCCUCCCCUUCUGUCAGACCCAGCCAGACUCCUGCACCAAGACCGCGCAUCAGCCCUGUGCUGCUUCAAUUUGGGGACCAAAAGCAAAGCAGGACGCAGGACUGGCGCACCCCAAAGUAGUAAGGCCUAACGGAGUGAGGGUGUGAGGGAGUGUACCCCGCUACCCCACCCCUCCAAACCCUGUCGCUCCCCCCACAUCGCCGAGAUGUCAGGCAGAGAGCGGAGCCCCCGCCACCGACCGUGGUCCGUGUACCGCGCCAACACCUUCGACCUCUCCUCCGAGGUCCUGGGGCUCACGCUCGCAGGAAACAGUCAGGAUCCAGAUGAACCAGUGCUGGAGUUCAGUCUGGCCUGUAGUGAGCUCACUACUCCAUCGCUGGACCGCAAACCCAACAGUUUCGUAGCGGUGAGCUGCACCACGCCCCCCCAGGCCUUCUGGAGCAAGCAUGCGCAGACGGAGAUCAUAGAGGGCACCAGUAACCCCGUCUUCUUGAGCAGCAUCGCCUUCUUCCAGGACUCGCUCAUCACCCAGCAGACGCAGAUCAAGCUGCUGGUGUACGAUGUGAAGGACCGCUCCCAGGGCACGAUGUACUUGCUGGGCUCAGCUCUUUUCCCAGUGAAGGAACUCCUACAGGACAAGCUGCACAGACUACACCUGAUGCUGAGAUCUUCAGAUAACAACAAUGUGGGCAACAUCACCGUCAUCGCCUGGCAGUUGGAGGAGAAGAGGCCUCCCUUGACCAAGCUGCCGGAAACCAUUAAGGGCAGGAUGGUCCUCCCAGUGGACGAAAGCCUGACGGAAUCGCUGGGAAUCCGAGCGAAAUACGCGUCGCUAUGCAAGGACACGUUUCUGAGAUCCGUGUUUGGCGGUACGAUGGCCCGCAUGUACCGCUUCCCCACGACGGACGGCAACCACCUGCGCAUCCUGGAGCAGAUGGCCGAGAGCAUGCUGUCGCUCAACAUCCCCCGACAGUUUGUCAAACUGCUGCUGGAGGAAGAUGCUGCCAGGGUGUGUGAGCUGGAGGAACUGGGGGAGCUCUCUCCCUGCUGGGAGAACCUCCGACGUCAGAUUGUUACUCAGUACCAGACCAUCAUUCUCACCUACCAGGAGACUCUCUCUGACCUGCAUGAUUACAAAGGCCCCUCCUUCAAGGCCAGUAACCUGAAGGCUGAGAGGAAGCUGGAGUUCAUGCCCACCAACCUGCACGUCCAGAGGAUGAGAGUACAGGAUGAGACGGGCUUUGAUCAUACGUAUGACGUGGUGACGAUCGGGGCCCCCGCCGCCCACUGCCAGGGGUUCAAGAACAGCGGCCUGCGCAAGCUUAUCCACAAGUUUGAGGAGGCCAAGAAACACAUUUAUGAGGAGGAAUGUGCCGUCUCCAGCUCUCAGUCCAUCGUCUACAUCCCCCAGGACAUCGUCCGUGCCAAGGAGAUCAUCGCUCACAUCAACACGCUCAAGACCCAGGUCAGCUACUACGCCGAGCGCCUGUCCCGGGCCGCCAAGGACCGUUCGGCUAACGGGCUGGAGAGGACACUGGCCAUCCUGGCCGACAAGACGCGGCAGCUGGUGACGGUGUGCGACUGCAAGCUCCUGGCCUCGGCCAUCCAGGCCUUGAACGCGGCCCGACCGGAGUACAUCGCCUCCAAGGCGUCGCCCUCCACUGCCGAGGCGGACCAGGUGGUGCUACGCAACGACCAGGACACGCUGCUCGCCAAGUGGGCCGGCCGCAACAGCCGAUCCUCCCUGCACGUCAACUGGCACGAGGAGGAGUGGGAGAAGGUGUGGCUGAACGUGGACAAGAGUCUGGAGUGCAUCAUCCAGCGGGUAGACAAGCUUCUGCAGAGAGAGAGACUGCAGAGCACCAGCAGCGAGGACGUCUUCCUGUGCGACCAGCAGGGCGGCGCCAGUAAGAAAGAUGGCAGUCCCAGUCGUGAGGAGACAUCCCCAGGUGAGUGGAGUGAGGCUCUGUACCCGCUGCUCACCACGCUUACCGAGUGUGUGGCCAUGAUGAGUGACAAGGCCAAGAAGUCUAUGGUGUUCCUGCUGAUGCAGGACAGUGCCCCCACCAUCGCCAUGUACCUCACCCUGCAGUACCGCAGGGAUGUGGUCUUCUGCCAGACGCUGACAGCCCUCAUCUGUGGCUUCAUCAUCAAACUGAGGAACUGUCUCCGUGACGACGGCUUUCUGAGACAGCUCUACACCAUUGGCCUGCUGGCACAGUUCGAGAGCCUGCUGAGCACCUACGGAGAGGAGCUGGCCAUGUUGGAGGACAUGAGCGUGGGCAUCAUGGACUUGAGGAACGUCACCUUCAAGGUGACACAGGCCCCCUCAGGCUCCGCCCCCGACAUGCUGCCCGUCAUCACCGGCAACCGGGACGGCUUCAAUGUGCGCAUCCCGUUGCCGGGGACGAUGUUCGACGCAUUGCCGCGGGAGAUCCAGAACGGCAUGCUCCUGCGUGUCCAGCCCGUGCUGUUCAACGUGGGCAUCAACGACCAGCAGUCACUGGCUGAGAAGCUCGGAGACACGUCAUUACAGGAGAUCAUCAACAUGGAGAGCCUGGCUCGCCUCAACUCCUACUACGAGCAGUUCAAAGAGGUUUUGCCUGAAGAUUGUCUCCCUCGUUCCCGCAGUCAGACCUGCCUGCCGGAGCUGCUGAGGUUUCUGGGGCAGAACGUUCACGCCAGGAAGAACAAAAACGUGGACAUCCUGUGGCAGGCGGCUGAGAUCUGCCGGCGGCUGAACGGGGUGCGCUUCACCAGCUGCAAGAGUGCCAAGGACCGCACGGCCAUGUCGGUCACCCUGGAGCAGUGCCUCAUCCUGCAGCACGAGCACGGCAUGGCCCCGCAGGUCUUCACCCAGGCCCUGGACUGCAUGCGCAGUGAGGGUUGUCGACGGGAGAACACCAUGAAGAAUGUGGGAUGUCGCAAGUAUGCUUUUAACACUCUGCAACUGAAGUCCUUCCCCAAACAUUACUGGCCUCCAGAAGGUACUUAUGGGAAGGUGGAGACCUGAUAGGACAGCUGACCUCCAAACUCAACCAAUGGGGGGGGAGGAAUGGGGGAGGACAAAAAGGAAAUCUUGCUUCGUGUAAAAUCACUCUUAAGAUAACAAAUGUAAAAGUUCUGUGAUGUGUAUACUGAAUUCUUAUAUGUGAAUUUUGGUUUCUGCACACACACAAGUGUGUGUGUGUGUAUGUGUAUGUGUGUGUGCGCAUGCGUGCGUGUGCGCGUGUGUCAAUGUGUGUGGGUGAGUGUGUGUGUGCAUAAAACCAUAAUAAACCUUGGUCUGCAAUAAACAGGAUUCCAUUGUCCUUUUAGUCAUUACUCUUAACUGCACUACAGUUCAGGAAGCAAAGUACUUACGGUCCCCUAAGAUCAUGACAGAUUAUUGCCCCACAGUGUAAAUGAUUUAUAGACUGGACAAUUGUAAGUGUCCCAGUAAAGGUAAUCUUUACAAAAAUGGUUUGGUUUGGUUUGGUUCAUGGUUUUUGGUUUCAUGGUUUCAGUUAUGUUCGGGUCUGUACAUCUUUGGUAAAGCAGAGACAAAGGUUAUCGGUACUAUGUUCUGGUCACAGUUCACAUUGAGGCAAUAAAAUCCUACUGAGGUUAUAGUUAACAGCUGCACUUGUGAUAAUUUACUGAAGGCUUAUCACUCAUCUCAACAGCAAUAUCUUGCAUUUCAUUGGUGUUGGUGUAGAUGAGGACUUGAUUUCUGCACUUUCCCUGGUGGAGCAGAGAUGUAGACCCUGAUGUAAAAUCCAGUUAUGACCAGCUUGAAAUACCAGCUACAAGCUGUUUCAAAACCGAGCUUGAGCUUGUCAGACCAUGUUGAGUAUAGAGCUGGUCUAACUGGUCAACCAGCUACCAGCUGUUUCAAAACCUAGCUUUGGCUGUUUUAUUCAGCCGGGGAGUGUUCCUUUACUGUCCGAACCUGUCAGUGUAUGAUUCUUAUGCAUGCAGGUAUACUUUCCCCUAAAAAACCCUAACCAAUUAAAAUAAACUAGCAAAGCUAGUAAAAUAUCCCAUGGGCACUGUACUCCUUGAUUUCUGCUUGUACCAUCUUUGUUGCCUGGUCCGAGUUGCAGCAAACUUCCACCUGUUGUUCCACCUCUCUGCACCAAUGGGCUGACCCUGACCUAUCCUGUCUUGUCCAAUCCGAUCUGAGCUGGGCCUGCAGACAGCAAGCGGAGCCUUUGUAAACAUUCCUGGUUGCUCAGUGGGCUGGCCCAAUGCUGCACAUGAUGUGUCUAUCCUUAACAACAUCCUGGUUCUUCUCCUGUUUACCUACAUAACAGUCUGCAGGUGUAAUCUCCAUCUUUUCUGACAGAAAGACUGAGCACUUUUGUCUGCACUGAGGUGUGUCCAAGACAUUCAGGAACGAGUGUGAUUUGUGAAGUGGAGACUGUUUAGUGGUCCUCGAGAUUGCUUUAAUAAUGUGCUCAAUGUUGAAAAACCCAGUAAAUACACACAGUAUGUCCUUGAGGGAAGAAGUGGGGUAUGAGUUUACUUAGUAACUGAAUGCAAAACAAUUGUUUGGACACCCAGAGACAGUAACUGCCAUAAGAGAGUCAGCUGGACAAGCCACUACCACAGUGAUACCCCCUCAGAGCUGGAGCUCUUUUCCUCAUCAAAAAAUAAGUGUGCUGUUGUUGGUGUUUUACCAUAUGAGAGCACCUUGUUAUGAGUAAGCAGGCAUCAUUUUGAAGUUUCUUCUUGCACAUCUCUUUACCAGUGUUCACCAGCAGUGGUAGGCAGAUUUUCUUAAACUAAACUUACUGUCAUGUCCUUCAUGUUAAUGUUUUGCAUUUCUAGUGGAAAAUCUGCACGUGAAUUGCCAAACACAUCAAUGUCGAAAUUAAGGACUUAAUGAGAUACAAAUACUGACCUUUAUUGGGUCAAUAAUCAGAUACAGAUUAUCUAGAGGACUUUGCGGGUUCAUGUCAAAUUGUCUACGCUUUAAUGUGAUGUUUGGUGCAAAUGAUACCAGUUACAGUCAUUAACUUGCCGGAUACUGAGCUCGCACCAUUUAUUUUGUACACAAGGGGGUGCCCUUUCCUUCAAUUGAUAUGUACAAUGUAAACAGUUACAUGUAAGGAAGACUAGCUUCAGUAAUUCAAUAAAGCAAUCAAGGGAUUUUACAAAUACCAGUAUCACCAAAUUCACUUACCCCUCUACUAACUUUUAACUGGCUUGUUCUAAAAAAUAUUGAUACACGUCGUCUUUCUGAUCCAAACAGCAGACUCCCUGCAACUAGAAUUGAUCUGGUUGUAAAAUAAACAGUGCUAGAAUGGCAAGACUCAGAAUCUAAUGCUCUCCCCUGUGGAUUAAUCAAUGAGAACAGUGUGUUUUAUUUUAUCUCUAAGGGAACUGUGAAAUAUUUGACUGUACUUGAUAACCAAUAUAAGAUUUGUAUUUAUUUGAAUGGUAAAACAAAACCAUCGUUAAAUGCAUGCACGCACCAAAACUUAUAUAAUUGUGCUUUUUAAAAAGGUACCAAUGUUCUGCUAGAUAAUAUUUUAAUUGUGAAAUGUGAUUUGUAUAAUGUACUGAAUUCUCACUGAAUCAAUAUUACUAUAAAGUUUAUUUUCAAUUAUUUGGACAUGAUUACUUUUUAGACUGAAUUUAUUUUUUGUUUAUUCUUUAUAUAGAAGCACUCUGAAACUCAUGCUCUACAAAUGCCUUCUGCCAAAGUAAACCAUUUAUAUUGGAUUUAUUUUUACAGUAUUAAACAUUUGUUUUGUUAUACAUACAAAGGAAGGGUAUCUCUAGUUUUGAGUUCUGCUGUGAAAUGUGCUUUAUGUAUUAAUACUCCUGUAUAACAUGCACUAUUAAAAAUUACAUUUAUUGCAA
Molecule: messenger RNA, 6010 nt
Organism: Conger conger (European conger)
Lineage: Eukaryota; Metazoa; Chordata; Actinopteri; Anguilliformes; Congridae
Product: inositol polyphosphate-4-phosphatase type I A-like
Exons: 25
Coding region: 366-3173 (935 amino acids)
Cellular component (GO): cytoplasm
Molecular function (GO): phosphatidylinositol-3,4-bisphosphate 4-phosphatase activity
Source: RefSeq, a predicted model, not a curated record